Centruroides sculpturatus (bark scorpion) is the source of this 1063-nucleotide messenger RNA. RefSeq lists its product as uncharacterized. The record is from RefSeq and is a predicted model, not a curated record. The transcript has a single exon. Lineage: Eukaryota; Metazoa; Arthropoda; Arachnida; Scorpiones; Buthidae. The coding region runs from base 123 to 569 and encodes 148 amino acids.
ACUUCCCAAUAUUUCUAAAAUAUCGAGGCAGAGAAAGCUGUGAAACAGCCCGUCCACCACGCUGGAAACUUGAAACGGCAGAUUGGCCUUCAUUUUCCACUUUGGCUAACAUCACUGAGGAAAUGGUCAAUACUGCUGAUAUCAAUGAUGCAGUUGAGGUUGUCACUUCGAGUAUCAUUCAGGCAGCAGAAAAAACAAUGGGGAAGACAUCAACUAGAUAUCCAAAACAUCCUAAACCAUGGUGGAACCAGAAUUGUGAGGCAGCAUUUAAAGCACAAAAGAAAUCAUGGGGGAUUUUUAGAAGAUAUUUCACUGCUGAAAAUUUGGUCGCUUUUCAAAAAGCAAAGGCAAAUGCCAGAAGAAUAAGGAGGCAAAGCCAAAGAGAUUCUUUGAGAAAGUAUGUUUCUAGCAUAACAUCUUCCACUAGUUCAAAAGCAGUUUGGGAUAAAAUCCAUAAAAUUAAUGGGAAAUAUUCUUCUCACUCUCUGUCCAUGCUGGAAAAUAAUGGCACAAUAAUCAGCGAUAUACAGGGCAUUGCUGAUUUAUUGGGUGAAACAUUUUCUGCUUAAUCCAGCAAUUUUGUGUAUUCAAGGAAUUUUCAAGCUUAUAAAGCCCAAAGAGAAAAACAGUGUUUAAACUUUCACUCCUCAUCUAAUGAGGAAUAUAAUGUGCUAUUCACUAGAAUUGAAUUACAUACAGCAAUCUCUCGCUCGGGGAAUAGUGCUGUAGGCCCAGAUAAAAUUCACUACAGCAUGAUUAAAAAUCUGUCAAACAAUUCUUUUUCUAAUCUCUUGCAUCUGUUUAACAGAAUAUGGACAGAACAUACUUUUUCUGACUCUUGGAGGCUAUCUAUCAUUAUUCCCAUUCCCAAACUAGGUAAAGAUCACAAGAAUCCCUUUAAUUACAGACCAAUUUCUUUGGCAAGUUGUCUCUGUAAACUUUUCGAGAGAAUGGUAAACAGGCGUCUAAUGUAUCUCUUAGAGAAAAAGGAAUACUUUUCACCACAUGAGAGUUGUUUUCGUAGGAACAGAAGUACCACUGAUAACCUGGUAAACCUUGAAAC